Peronospora matthiolae is the source of this 657-nucleotide messenger RNA. The record is from the annotation of a GenBank genome assembly. Lineage: Eukaryota; Oomycota; Peronosporomycetes; Peronosporales; Peronosporaceae.
AUGCGAUGCGCGAGCAAGGCCGCCGAGAGCGCGUCCGCACGUCUCUGUGCGGACGCCGAAGCAGAAACAACAGCAACUGAUGUCUCAUCCGUUGCUGAAGCGACCCAGCCUGUGUCACUUGGUGAUGCAGGCGCUGGUCAUGAAGACACUCGUGUCUUCACAGAGUACGAGCUCGGUGUCUCGUACUCUCCUGAUACGGAUGACGGAUCCGUAUCGACGGCGAUUGAAUCCAAGCCGCCUACCAAGCGUGGCAUGGACGAUGCUUUGCGUCGCAGUAUCUUUGGUUCAUCUGAUGAAUCAGAUGAACCAUCGCCGAAGCGAAGGCGCUCGAGGUCGCGAGACUUGGGCGCUAACAGUGGUGUCGGUUCUCCUAUGGACACCACUUCGCAACGAGGUGCCAGUACUUCUGUCGGCACGUCGCAGGAAGAGCGGGACCGCAAUGUGUUGCGUCUCGCUCCUGAGAAGAAGGCAUGGAUGCCUCCAAAAUCCGUCAUGGAUCACUUGUCGGCGACGACGAGUGAUCGUUAUCGAACACGGUUGUUCGAUUCGUCAAGAAUCCAUCACCUUGACCCCAGUGCGAAAAACUAUCGCGCUGAACAUGAAUUCUUCAUCGAUGCUUUCGACACAUCGAUGGUACAGUGGGAAUCACAAACGUGA